Messenger RNA from Spodoptera exigua (beet armyworm), 2138 nucleotides. NCBI's taxonomy places the organism in Eukaryota, Metazoa, Arthropoda, Insecta, Lepidoptera, Noctuidae. The record is from the annotation of a GenBank genome assembly.
CAGGGGUUUAGUGAUGUAUCGGCUUUGGAUGUGGUGUGUUGCGCUUGCGUUGACGGCGCUGUGGUUUGCGCCAGCGCAGGCUGUCGUCGGAGGCGCUCCUGCCUCGCCUCCUGAACCUGACGCAGCGGUUGUCUUUACACAGAGGCACGGGUUUAGCGCACGUAUUGAAGGAAUCAAAGAUGAUAAACUUGGAUAUUACAGCUUUUAUGGCAUCAGAUAUGCGGAACCACCUUUGGGUCCUCAAAGGUUCCAGCGACCCAUUCGCCGGUACCUCGCUGGAGAGAUGAUGGCCAACCGACACUGCUAUCCAUGCCCACAACCAGACCCUUACCAGCGCAAUCGGAUGAUAGGCCAUGAAGAUUGCUUGUGUCUGAACGUGUAUGCUCCCAAAAUGCCUGCUACGGAGGAAGGAAGUCCAGUUGUCUUUUUCAUACAUGGCGGUAACUACAGAACAGGGUCGACAGCAUCUUAUGGAGGUCAACAUCUAGCCCAGAAAGACACAAUAUUAGUAACAGCGCAAUAUCGUCUGGGAUCACUCGGGUAUCUGAGCACAGGACAGAGGGACGCUGGAGGAAAUCUUGGGCUUUUUGAUUUGCACACUGCCAUGGUCUGGAUCCAGGAUUACAUUCAAUUUUUUGGUGGCGAUCCAAAACGAGUGGUCGUAAUGGGCCAAGGUUCUGGUGGCAGUGCAGCUUCCCUUAUGGCAAUGUCACCUGAAGGCCGCAGUGCUACAGGUGUAGCCGCCCUGUCUGGAGCUCCGUUGUCCCCAGGCACGGUUAGACCCGAUCCAGCCAAGCACGCUGAAGCUUUAGCUGAACGCACAGGAUGCCCCAAGAAACCAGCUGAAAGUCUACUCAUAUGUUUGAGACAAUUACCCGUCGAGAAACUAGUGCAGGCGGAUGAGGAUAUAAAUAUGGAUAUGGUGGAUACGCAAAGAUUUUUGGAAGAGAUCUCUGGACGGUCAGGUGCUGGUGCGAGAGUGGAAGGUGCUGAUGACCUUCGAGGUCUACCACCGAUUGUAGCUGAAUCUCCAGCUGAGGCUCUGGACAAGAAACAGAAACGUGUCCCAUUGCUUACUGGUGUUACUUCGGCAGAGACAUCGAGGGCUGUAUUUGGAAAAUUCAACAAGUUCUUAACGAAUCAGCUUCAAACCGUAAAGGACUUUUUAAAGAAGGACUUAAUUGGUGGUCUGCAGAACGUGGUGAAUGGAGUGGAGGGUCUGAUACCUCUGGCUCCUAAUGUGCAAACCGUGUUGCCAGUAACCGAUUACUACGAGGGCUUGCUUAAACAAGCUACUAAUAUCGUUGAUAGACUCUCUGAAGUUGCUGAGGCCACAGGUGACGCGCUGUUUAAUUUCCCUGCUUAUCAAAGUGUACAGAAGUGGAGCUCAGGGGGCCAUGCGUUCCUCUACAGCUUUGAACAUGUUGGGAACCUCUCGAAAGGAUGGCAUUUCUUGCCUGGAGUUGCUCUUGCCGAAAAAGAUGACGGUGAGAUGGAAAAGCUGAAAAAAGUGCAAGGUCCAUCUCAUGGCGACGAACUAGCAUACAUCUUUGAGCCUUUGGGUCCUGACGGCAAGUCUAUGGGCGAUGAGGUCUCCAGUACUGAUGCGAGAGUGCGAGACAACUUUGUGGGACUUAUUGCCAAAUUCGCCCACGGGUCUGAUAAAACCGACGAUAACAAUACACUGUUUGGUUUUGCUGCUAAUAUUCUACCUAAGAGUAAAGACCAAUUUUUGAAAAUUGGCGAAUCUUUAACCAUUGAUAAAGACUUUAGAUUUUGUCAAAUCGGUCUUUGGGGAAAUAUGGCAGACAGACUGACAGGGGCUCUCUGUAAGAAUUUCCUUGGAGACUUGUUGAACUUGUCACAACUGCCCAUUGACUUAAAAAUACCGCAGCAAUUGGGUGGACAGAACAAUGGGCCUUUGGGAGGCCUGUUGGGCAACACGGGUACCAGGGCGCCGCAGAGACCGAAGCAGCCACAAAGAACAACGCAGGCUCCCUUCAGACUACCAUUUGAUUUUUAGAUUCAUUAAAUAGUGACAUCAAAAUACUCUGUUAACUCUUUUGUUACCGGUGCGUAAAGAAGAUGUUCUGCUAAUUAAAAAAAUCAAUAGAAAUAAAUAUACCUACUAAAUGAAA